UUUCUUACACGUGAUGAUGUGAUAAUUCAUCAGAAUAUCUUAUCAUGAAUACUUUUCGUUAAGUAAGCUUUAAUCCUUCAGUCAAAGCUUUUUAAAAAUUAUUCUAGUUGUGCAAAUAUAAUUUUUUGUGACCUACAAUCGAAGCAAAGUUUUUCAAGACGUGAAAAAGUUUCAAAUUCAUCGUGUUAUUCCUCCUUAUUAAAUACCAUUAUGGUUAACUGGCCAAUUUACACCAAAGACAACGAAUACAAGAAUUCUCAAAUCGGAAACGAAAACGAUAAAUCAUGGCAGGAAGACUUCUACUUCGUUCAAGGAGCAGAUCCUCAAUUCGGUAUGAUGGGAACUGCGUACGAGAAGGAUGGAAUUUGUCGUAAAGCUGACUGGAGCCCAGAAACAAUAAAUUGGGACGAAGAAAUCAGGCUAGCGAAAUUAUCAGUCGAAAAAGUUAACCAGCUUGACCCUAAGCCACGAUUUUUCAUCAUCUGCGGUGAUCUUACUCAUCAAAUGCCCGGAGAGUUUCCGAAACUGAAACAAAAACAAAUAGAUGAUUUCAAAAGAGUUUACAGUCAGGUUGAUCCAUCCAUCGCGUUAAUUUGUGUCUGCGGUAAUCACGACGUCGGCGAUACUCCUACUCCGAAAUCCAUUCAGAAGUACCGGACAUCUUACGGCGAUGAUUACUUUUCAUUCUGGUGCGGUGGAGUUUUAUUCAUCGCUUUGAACACGCAGUAUUACAAAGAUCGAAGCUGUGUUCAAGAAUUAGCCGAAGAGCAAGAUAAAUGGUUAGAUGAGCAGCUAGAUAAAGCCAACGGAUCUCCGAUCGUUUGUUUCUCGCAUAUACCAUGGUUUGUGAAAGAUGUCGAUGAAAGAGAAGGUAUAUUCAAUAUUCCUCUAGAAUGGAGACUGAAAGUAUUAGAGAAAUUGUAUACUGCUGGUGUUCGAUACAUGUUUUGUGGCCAUUAUCAUCGUAAUGCUGGUACGUUUUACAAAAACGAUUUCGAAAUUAUCAUCAACUCGGCGAUUGGUAUGCAACUUGGAGACGAUAAAUCUGGAAUGAGAUUAGUCAAAGUGUCCAAAGAUAAAAUUACACAUAAAUACUACGAUUUCGAGUCUUUUCCUAAAGAUUUGAAUUCGAAGUCAUAAUAAGUACAUUCCUACCUUAAUUCCAGCCGCAAUCAUUAUUUCCUGUCCAAGUUUUGAAUUGAAAGCAUCAGAGAGGUUCUGAAAAUACCAAAUGCGUUGAAAAUGUAAAUUACCUAAACCUAUACAAGUUGUACACUAUGGCAGCAUCGUUCGUUCUAUACCGUGUUUUCUUUACAAAAUAUACCAUAUUUAUUUGUAGGUA
Molecule: messenger RNA, 1342 nt
Organism: Planococcus citri (citrus mealybug)
Lineage: Eukaryota; Metazoa; Arthropoda; Insecta; Hemiptera; Pseudococcidae
Product: serine/threonine-protein phosphatase CPPED1-like
Exons: 7
Coding region: 211-1140 (309 amino acids)
Molecular function (GO): hydrolase activity
Source: RefSeq, a predicted model, not a curated record